Messenger RNA from Pundamilia nyererei, 2637 nucleotides. RefSeq names its product solute carrier family 16 member 6b (gene slc16a6b). Gene Ontology annotation, molecular function: monocarboxylic acid transmembrane transporter activity. Gene Ontology annotation, biological process: transmembrane transport; monocarboxylic acid transport. NCBI's taxonomy places the organism in Eukaryota, Metazoa, Chordata, Actinopteri, Cichliformes, Cichlidae. The transcript is spliced from 6 exons. The coding region runs from base 318 to 2000 and encodes 560 amino acids. The record is from RefSeq and is a predicted model, not a curated record.
GUCCAGACCUGCGCGCCCGCGUUUGAAUACCGGCUUGAGCCGGUAAAGAGCUGCCAAAGCAGGCAGGAAAUCAUCCGCUGAAGACAAAAGAUGCAGCUCCCUGAGCCUGGACGCCUUUGUGUCUAAGCCGGACCACUUUCAUUCUUCACAUAUUGUUUGCAAUACGUAGAUAUUACAGUCUGAGAAAGGUUCCGCCCAGUGUUCGUCCAGACAGCCCCGAACCGCACAGAUCCACUAUAAUGAUCAUGAGAUAGGAGAACUUUGCUCCAUCACACGGCUGUCCUCCCUCACCGCUCUGGAGGUGACUUGGUUUAGCAAUGAAGAUACCCAAUGUCCAAAGUUGUCUGGGUCCAAACAUUUACCCAGAGGUCCCCGAUGGUGGUUGGGGCUGGGUUGUGGCUCUGGCUUUUUUCCUAGUGGAGGUCUGCACCUAUGGGGUCAUCAAGAGCCUGGGUGUCUUCCUCCAGGAUCUGAUGGAAGAGUUUGGGGAGAGCAACAGUCGUGUGUCGUGGGUCAUUUCCAUCUGUGUCUUCGUUUUCGCCUUCUCUGCUCCGCUGUCGACAAUGCUGAGCAACCGCUUUGGCUAUCGACCUGUGGUCAUGACGGGAGGCUUCCUUAUUAGCCUGGGAACUAUCACCUCUGCCUUUACCAGCUCCGUCACUGAGAUGUACAUUACCACUGGGAUUGUAGCAGGCCUUGGCUACUGCCUCAGCUUCCUCCCCACUAUCACCAUCCUAGCCCAGUACUUUUCUGGACGGCGAGCGCUCGUCACCUCGAUGGCUUCUUCAGGAGAAUCUGUUGCUAUGUUUGUAUUUGCCCCAGCUUUCACUACACUGAAGGAGCAUAUUGGCUGGCGCUUCUGUCUAGUUAUUCUAGGUAUAAUUCAAGCAUCUGUGAUUGGCUGUGGGGUUCUCCUUCGUCCAAUCGUCAUCGAGGAAGAACCUUUAAAGAAACAUGAUGACGAGACGCUCUCCAUGAAAGAGAUGCAGGCUGUUUACGAGCUGGAAAAUGAACAAACCAGAACCUCCAUCAGUUCGGACAUCUCCCAAGGUUCACAGGACUCUGGUGUCACCUCCCUGUCUGCCUCAAAUGUAGACCUGAGAAAUGCAGAAGGAGAAACCAAAGCUCUGAUGGAGUGGAAGGACAAAGUGCCGGACAAAGACGGUGAGGACAUAUCACUGUCCAUGCCUUCUGCUCAAGUCAGUGAGGACAAGGGGGAACUGGCAGAGCUAGAUAGGGGCCCUGUAAGUUCCACAGGUUCCAAACUUCUGGACUUCUCAGUCCUUAAAGACCCUGGCUUCAUCUGUUACUCCCUUUUCGGUCUAUUCGCCACUCUUGGCUUCUUUGCGCCACAGCUCUACAUCAUUGAACUGAGCAAAAGCAGGGGUGUGGAAUCCACCAUGGCCUCCUAUAUGCUGUCUGUGAUGGCUGUGGCUGACAUCUUCGGCCGCUUGCUCAUCGGAGUGGUGCUAAACAAAGUCCGAUUCAGAAAGACCUUGGUGUUGUUGGGGUGUGUGGUUCUGAUGAGCUUGGUUCUGGUGGCCUUCACUAUCGUGUGGGAGUUCUGGGGUUUGGCAAUAUGCUCCGGCUUCUUUGGCUUCAUCAUGGGCACUGUGGGCUCCACGCACAUUCCCAUGCUGGCUGAAGAAGAUGUCGUGGGCAUCGAGAAGAUGCCGUCAUCUGUGGGAGUGUAUGUUUUCAUUCAGAGCUUUGCUGCACUUGCUGGACCACCGUUGGGAGGUAUGCUGGUGGACAUCACUGACAACUAUGGUGCUGCUUUCUACUCCUGUGCAGCAGGCACAGGUCUUAGUGCCAUCUGUCUGGCUCUGGUUGGCCCUGCCAAGUCUAGAACGUGCCAAAGAGGGAGCAGAGUCCAAGAGAAUGCAGAAGAGGUGAAAAUAUCUCAGAAUAGUGACCAAGCCGACUUUUUGGAGGUGGACUUGGCCCCAGAAGACAGUCCAGUUGGACAGGGUGAGGAUCAGGACAGCUGCGUUAUUUGAGUCCAACCACAGCGUGGCAUCACAAUGGACAGAAGUGUCAACCAAACAAGUGCAGAUGUACUGCAGGAGGCGUCAUUGCCACAAACACCAGUGACGGCUGGAAAAUCUCAGGUGUCGCAUUUCCACUUUUCAGCAAACUUGAAAUUCACUUCUUCCAGUGAAGAAAACAAUCUUACAUGAGACCAAUGAAACAUCCGUGAGCACAUGUCCACACUUUUCUGUCUGUUUAGGGUAAAACCUUUCUUUUGCAAUGUGUGAAUUGUAUAGAGAACUGCUAUCAUGAUGUAACUCCGGGUUUAGCCUCUGUUCUGUGAGCUUUAGCAAUGCAACCAUCCAGCAACGUUUCAUGAAAAGAGAGCGCAUCGACUCUUAACACUUCAAGAAACCUUCAUGUUGAUCACUUUGUGAAUAUAGUAGAAACUACAGGUUCCAUUUGGUAAAACCAGCCUGGGUACAUCUUUGUAGCUGUGUCCCAAAACCUAUGUCGCAUCCUUCGGAGGCCGCAUUUGAAGGCUGAAUAUGUCCAAAUGCAGCCGGAAAUGGGACCUUCAUUUCCCCGGAUUUGAAGGGCGUCUCCUUCAUGCCCCAACCUAUCCCAGAAUUCAUAGCCCAGCCAAUUCCAGUUUUCAACAAUGGC